UAUACGAAGCGUUUAAUAACAAGUCUACACGCGACGUAAUUUACUGAUAUUUCAAUAUUAUUCCAGCAUAACAUCGAAUAAUUUUCCAAAUUUAAUCACUAGUAGAUAUUCGAUCUUCAUAGAAAUCUCAACAAAUCAUAUAAUACAUUGCAAUUUGCAUAUGUCAAAAUGAAAAUGGUACAAAAGUAGGCCGGUUUCCAUUCUCCCACUCUGAUUUCGAUCCAAGCAGUCUACUUGGUAGGUGCACACAACAAUACUUGUCACUGCUGUUUGAAAUUGCAAGAGAGAAGCAAGAAGAAAUUUCACUCAGCACCAAGAUGGACCGAACGAGCGUUACAUCCCGAAUUCCGACCGGCUUGAGGGUUCCGAGAGGCUAUCGGGCCACCCAAGCAAUUGGAGGUAAAGCGGAAUCGGGAGGGAAAGUUCGUUUUCCAAGCAAGACUAUUCCAACCGCGAACGAGAUAGAUCCUGAAGAGAGCUUGAUUGAGGACGAAAAUUUUCCGCCGUUGUUCUAUGAAGACAUAGAGGAUACUGGAGACGACCCGUACGACUGGGAGCCGAUAAACAUUUCCGAGAUCGACGAGGUAUAUUUUCGGAAGCUGAAGGCUGAAUGGGAGCUUCAAAAAAUGAGAGUGGAAAACUCCAGAUUGCGGCAGGAGAAUCAACGGCUAAAAACAGCAGCAAAAGGGGUAAGACUAUUUAAGUAUUGUUGUUUGAAAAUGCUGCUGGUUGUUGCAGGAGAAGUGGCGCAGUCGCUCUUUGUUUAAAUCUUCUAUCAUAAACAUAAUUGGGAGUGUUUUUGUGUGUUAUCUUCAAUUUUUGUUAUUAUUUCAAGUUGUGUUUUGUUUGAUAUAUUUUGAUGAUUUAUUUUUUCCUUUAGUAUUUGGAUGUUUUUUAUUAGUAUUUAGAUUUACCUUAUUUAUACCGUUGUUGUAUUCCGU
Messenger RNA from Toxorhynchites rutilus septentrionalis, 941 nucleotides. RefSeq lists its product as uncharacterized. The transcript is spliced from 2 exons. NCBI's taxonomy places the organism in Eukaryota, Metazoa, Arthropoda, Insecta, Diptera, Culicidae. Bases 318 to 767 code for a protein of 149 amino acids. The record is from RefSeq and is a predicted model, not a curated record.